CCAGAUAAAAAUUGAUAGGAAAAUCCAGUCAGUGCCACUUCUUGUAGCUAACGCUUUGCUAUAUUCAUCUUCUUCUUCUUCACUGUUCAUCUUCCUCUUUAUCGCCACAAAUUUCAUUUCUGCAAUAGAAAAAAGGGUUUUUUUUUGUUUUCCAAGAAUUCAUAGAUAUAGAAAUUGCCGAAAUGGGUGGAGGAGCUGCUGCCUUACAGAAAGAUGUUCCUUGGAGAGCUUCUUCUGGUGCAAAACCCAUCCCUAAAAUUCAUUAUUCCCCUGUUCUUCGUAUACCUCAAAACCCUCUUUCCGAUUAUGCUCUCUCUAUCAUGAAGCAUCCAGAUCCAAUUGGUAGCGGAUUGGGGACGGAGGCAAUAGUAGAAGCAGCAGGCCCUGAUUGCAUUGUUCCUGGACAGAAUCCACCUAUCAAGCUUCUGGGGCUUAAGGUAUGGCCCAUUGAAGUCGACUUGAAAUUUAUGGAACCUGUUGGGCGAGAACUGAAGUCAGUUGGGAAGUUCAUGGAUUCUGCAGUUGAUCUUAUGAACAAAUCUUUCAUUGAUCGUUAGUACUUUCCGUUGGAGUGGCUGAAGUUCACCAGUUGUUACAUCAACUACUUUGAGGCUUGUCAAAAACUAAUGAAGCUGGUUAUAGAGAUCAUCAAUUCAGUUAAUCCUACUACAAAUGUUAUCUAUUUAAGGAGGUCCUAUUUGUAUUUUCAAAACUUGAAAUCUACUGUACAUUCGACAGCUACACGGAAUUGUGGCUUUUUGAAAAAACGAAUUACAUCUUAAA
This is a messenger RNA of Solanum verrucosum, 783 nucleotides long. RefSeq lists its product as uncharacterized. Bases 183 to 557 code for a protein of 124 amino acids. The record is from RefSeq and is a predicted model, not a curated record. Gene Ontology annotation, cellular component: chloroplast envelope. NCBI's taxonomy places the organism in Eukaryota, Viridiplantae, Streptophyta, Magnoliopsida, Solanales, Solanaceae. The transcript has 4 exons.